Messenger RNA from Ornithodoros turicata, 1136 nucleotides. RefSeq names its product juvenile hormone acid O-methyltransferase-like. The record is from RefSeq and is a predicted model, not a curated record. The transcript has 4 exons. NCBI's taxonomy places the organism in Eukaryota, Metazoa, Arthropoda, Arachnida, Ixodida, Argasidae. The coding region runs from base 117 to 1010 and encodes 297 amino acids.
AUGUAAUAGCUGGCGCCAGAACACGAGUUCGUUGGUGGUUGCCGCCCACACGAAUUUUAGUUCCUUUGUUAGACUAGUUCGUGUGAAAGUACUCAGGUUACACGGACUGUUAAGCGAUGUCGCUUUCCGGAACAAAUCCUCUUACGACUGAAGAGGUUCGAAAUACCACCGAUCGUAUCCGGAUGCCACAAGUUUCAAUCAAGCCAGAACUCUAUCAUGAAGGGAACACUGUUCGACACGCCCUCAAUAUCUUAGACCUGCGAUUUCUGAAUCGCGCAUUCAAAGAAGAUGACGGAAGUCAACAGUUCCUGGAUAUCGGUUGUGCGACCGGUGACUUCACACGAGACGUCCUUCUGGAAAUGUGCAAGCCCUACAAACGUUUUGUUGGCGUCGAUAUCUCCCACGAUAUGAUAAGCUACGCUCGACAACAUUCGUCACAUCCUAAGGUGGAAUACGAAGUUCUGGAUAUCUGUGGCGACAUGUCCAAGUUCAUUGAGAAGUACGGCAGGUUUAGGCGGGUCUAUUCAUUUUAUACGCUAAACUCGGUGGAGGACCAAGUGAAAGCGAUGAGGAAUGUAGCUGACCUGAUGACAGUCGACGGUGAAUGCCUGGUGAAGUUUGUUGGGAAGACACAGGCCUGGGAUGCCUGGAGAACGCUUGCUAGAACGCAGCGCUGGAGCUCGUACGCGGCGAUCCUUGAAGGCAGCAUACCGCGAAGCCACUAUGCGGAAGACCAACGCCUUUACAUUGAAACGGUGGUCCAACAAUCUGGUUUGAGACCACACACAUGUGAAGCACUGCGGAGUGAGGUUAAAGUGCCCGUGCAAGCUUUUAAAGAAAUGUUUAGGGCGUUGCUGCCGGUAUCGAACGACAUGAGCCACGAAGACAAGGAGGACCUUUUGGACGACUUUGUCGAGGAAAUGGUGGCGACCUGCGGAAGUGAAUCCAAGGACAGCAUUAAUUUCUUAACGACGCACUACUUCGUUCACGCCUCUAAGUGCGGCGAUUAGGUUUUCCAGAGAGAUAUGUGUUAUAAGAUUAUGAUAAGAUUAUGUAUUACAUUUUAUUCGAUUGUACACGACAUACGCUGAUGACUUUUAUGCGGCAUUUUAAAUAAAUGAACAACCCUUUUUACA